This is a messenger RNA of Vollenhovia emeryi, 582 nucleotides long. Its product is annotated as basic salivary proline-rich protein 4-like. The record is from RefSeq and is a predicted model, not a curated record. The transcript has a single exon. The coding region runs from base 1 to 582 and encodes 193 amino acids. Lineage: Eukaryota; Metazoa; Arthropoda; Insecta; Hymenoptera; Formicidae.
AUGCCACAGAGCCACGACGAGCACACGGCCACGAUCCGCGCGUCCACCGGGCAACGCCCGCACCCACGCGACCGCGCCCGAGCACCCCGCGCACGGAGGGGCCAUCAGCGGCCUCCAGCACACUCGCCGAGCCCCCGCACGAGGCCCCCCGCAGCUCCAAGGCACAAAUCCAACGCGCCACUUCCGACACCCGCGGCGGCUCGAGGCGACCCCGCCGAUCGCCGCCACCAAUGUCCCGGCUCAAGCGCACCUCGCGGAACACCCCCCUACACUCGCGGACCCCCGGAGGGCCACGCACUCCCCGCAGAAGACGCCGAACGAGGAGGCGAUCCGACACGUCACGGCGCGAACGACAAUAUGGUGACUAUACUGCCGCGCCCUACCGCCGCGUUCACACCGCCUAGGGGAAAAAAGUUAGCCGCCUUUGGAUUUUUAAAGUCAAAUCCAAGUAUGUGGUCGCGACCACCACCUCCCGCAGAUCCACCCCCGACGUUUGAAGUCGUAAAAAACUCCCGAUUUCGCGCAAAAAACCGGCCGAGAGUGCCCACACUAAACGUCACUAUACACGUAUUCUAUGUCUAG